This is a messenger RNA of Paramuricea clavata, 5516 nucleotides long. Lineage: Eukaryota; Metazoa; Cnidaria; Anthozoa; Malacalcyonacea; Plexauridae. The record is from the annotation of a GenBank genome assembly.
AUGUCCUCUGACCAGUUUGAAAACGAUGAAGUAUCUAUGGUUGAUGUCUUAGCAGAAGACAAGGAGUUAGAGGCCGAGGCGAACGCCGUUUUUGGCGACAGUGACGACCAACAUUGCACUUAUGAAAAGGUAUCAUUUCUGUGUUGUUGUUUUAUUUAUGUUAAUGUAUUGUUAGUGUUGUUGUAAAAGCUUAUUUUAUAAAGGAUUUUGUUUCAUUCUCUUGAAAAUGACAAUAUUAAUAAUAAAUUAAUCAUAUUUUUAUAGUCAUUCAGCAAAAAUUUAAAGUCAUUUCUGCUGAAUGAAUUUAAUAUUUGGCCUUACUAACUGUGUAUAUAAUUAGAAUAAUUGUCCAUAUACGCAUAUUCUCUCACAGUUCUGAGGGAUGCUGCACAUGCAGGCCCAACCUUUAAUGAACAAAAAACCUCAUACUUAAGGGCCACGUCUAUAUUCAUGUUGCCACGCCCACGCAAAACGUCGAAUCAACGUUAUCACCAGUACCCACCUACCAACCUGAGAUAACGUUGAUUGUUACCCUGUCAUAUUUUGACCGCUAAAAGAGCUCAAAAUCAAAAUGGCAAAAGUGUCUCUUAUUCUUAUAAAAUAUGGUAUAUAAUCAAUCAAUUUAUCUCAGAAAUGGGUCAUUCCAGAAAACAUCCAUACCACCCCCACAGAGGAAAUAGAAAGUUAACCCCCCUCUCCGGAUGUCCUAAUACAUUUACUAUUAUCAGAAACAAUUUUUUCUCCCCUCCCCCUCCAGACGGCAGAAAUUUCCUCUGUGGGGGGAGUAUGGAUCUUUUCUGGAAUGACCCAAUGCAUUAAAAUGCUGAGGUUUCAAUUCAAAUAUAAAUAUAAGUCUUUAUAAAAUAUGAGAAGUUUUAUCGCAGAAAAAUGUUGUGAUUCGCGAACACGAAUUGACGGGUAUUUGACUAAAAUGUUGCUUCAAUACUUCGACCUUUGUUUUGAACUCUAUUAGUUGAAAAUAAUAUAAUACUGACAAAAGUUGCACAGCAAACAUUAAAUAUUUAAACUUCGGUCUGUUUGGAUGUAAGUAGUCAAGUUGCCACGAGAUAACGUCAAGGAAUUGACGUAAAAACCCACCCAUAACGUCGAUUCAACGUUAUGCGUGGCAACAUGAGUACAAAACAUGGAUCACAAACAAAAUAUCAACACAUGCUCUCUUGCCAGUAGUCUGCAGGUCAGGCUAGCACAAGGCAAGCAAAAAAAUACUGACGACCUUCACCCAGCCCCCCGGCAGUGCACAAGAAAAAAUGUUCUGCCUCUUUCGUUCCUCAGCCGGCAGAAAAUAACAUUUAAUGGGGUAUGAUAAAAGUAGCCCUCCAAUAAACAUAAAUCAAGAUUCACAAUAAGGAUGUAUUUAUAUUUGUCAAUUCUUAUGAUUCUUUUCAGAUGAUCAUUUUUUAUAUAAUUUUAACAAUCUAUAGGGUUAUGUGAAACGUCAAGCACUAUAUGCUUGCCUAACCUGCACACCUGCUGCACCUGAUUCUGACUUGGCAGGUGUCUGCUUAGCCUGUAGCUUAUCAUGUCACGAUGGCCACGAUCUGGUUGAACUUUAUACCAAAAGGUAUUAUCCUUAGUAUCUAUUUUCUGAAACCGAGAGAAAUAUUAUGUUUAUUCUUGUUGGUCCAAUUACAACAUAUUAUCUCUUGCCUCUAGUUGUCCACUUGUCUGUGGUAAACAGUCAAAUUCUCCGCACAAUAUUUUUCAACCUGGUGUAUAGUUUAUAAAUUAUAAAUAUAUAUUAUUAAUCACUCGCAAAUACCUUAUAAAAGUGCCCCUCACAGUUCAAACUGUCAAUCAAAGUUCAAACUGUCAAUCAAAGUUCAAUCUGUCAAUCAAAGUUCAAACUGUCAAUCAAAGUUCAAACUGUCAAUCAAAGUUCAAACUGUCAAUCAAAGUUCAAACUGUCAAUCAAAGUUCAAACUGCCAAUCAAAGUUCAAACUGUCAAUCAAAGUUCAAACUGCCAAUCAAAGUUCAAACUGUCAAUCAAAGUUCAAACUGUCAAUCAGAGUUCAAACUGUCAAUCAAAGUUCAAACUGUCAAUCAAAGUUCAAACUGCUAAAAAACUAUGGAAAUAUGAAAUAUUUAUCAUCAUAAUUUAAUUUAAUUUAAUUAAUUUAACUAUAUAUGAAUUGUUGAACAUUACUGUUUAGAUUUGAGAGAAUUUUAUUUACUUUUUACUUUAGAAAUUUCCAGUGUGACUGUGGAAAUGAAAAAUUUGCUGACUUUGAAUGUAAACUACAGAAGGUGAAUGAAAGGCAUAUUCUAAUCUUGUUUCCUUGGGAAUCAAAUCACAUUUGUUGUUUUACUUGUUUUAUUUAGAAUAAAGAUGCUGCAAACACACUCAAUAAUUACAAUCAGAACUUCAAAGGCCUUUAUUGCUCUUGUCAUCGACCUUACCCAGACCCAGAUGAUGAGGUAAUGUUUAUGUGCAAAAGGUUAAAAGAAGAAAGGAUGUAAAAUUUUGAGAAAUUGAAUGUGGCCCAAUUUGAAAAAGUGUGGUAUUGAUGUGGCUCAAACAGAUCUUUCCAACAACCUUGAGUUUUAGCUUGUGCAGAUCGAAGAAUAUAUGGCAUGUUGAACACUAGAAAAAUUUAGCAUAAAAUAGUCCCCCCUGCCCCCCCCGUUUGAAAUUACCCACCAAACUAACCAGGAAUUAUCCACCCCCCUCAUAAAAAUAAUCCCACACCCCCUACAAAUUAUCCAGCCCCCCCCCUGCAGAAAAUAUGUGUACCCAGCAAUUACACUAAAAAUUAUCCAGCACCCCACCCCCUAAAAAUAUGUACACCAGGCCAUGAAUGAUAAUGAUUUUAGACUCAGAUUUUAAUUUCACUGUUUUGGCAGGCUUUUACUAGGCUAAGUAUGUCUAUAUUAAUUGCUGCCGAGCGUAGCUCGGCAGCACACUAAUCUCUACACGUGGUGUGCUUACCACGUGACCGCCGAGUUUAUAGCCGCUACAAUCUCGAUUUAUGUCAUUCUGUCAUCCACGGACGGGCCAAAACUAGCUGUUUUGAUAUUAUUUUUUUGUUCCCGGGGGGGUUUGUUCACAACAUGGCGACUGUUAUAAACGGACAGAAAUAUAAAAAUCAUAAAAUAAUGCGAAUUUCCAUAAAAAUUCCGAGUAAUAUUUGUGAAGAUGAAUGGGUAAAUAAAGCAUGGUGUUAUUUUGUGUCUCUGGCGCAAGAAUGAUCGACAAUAUUUUGAAUAAUUCAGGUAAGGAUGGCUUUAUUUCGUUCUCGUAUAGUGAUGUAGUCGUGCCGUGUGCCCUGUCAACCUGUCUGGUGAUAUAUUUUAUAAUACAUGAAGGCAUUUAUAUUUAAAUCUGCUGUUUAUACUUGUUUAGUCACUUUAGUGUAUUAAACUUCGAUAUAGAGGCAUUGAAACAAAAUGAUUUCAAGAAUAUAUCGGCAAUUAUAAUACCCACUGAAUCACUGAUCUAUUCCCGACCAAAUCGACAGUAAUGAUUAAUGCCUUUAUGCUGAUACAAGAAGCAAAUGAACUUUUAGUUUAUUUGUUUGUUAUGUCACUUAAUAUGUGCAAAGCCAAAGGCGGUGAGUAUAUAAUAGUGUUCGGUACGUUCUAUUUCUAAAUGUUUAUAGUUUAAAAACAAACGCGGGAUGUUGUUAAAUCAGGCUUAACAAGAUUCCUAGAGCUACCCAGUGUGGAUUGUUGUCUGCAUAUAUGGACUUAUCAGCAAUUACAUGUAAUAUAGCAUAUCAACUGACUUUUGUAUAAGAUAUGACUUGUAUAAGGCCUCAGUUAUAUAUAAAGCCUAUAAACAUGAUUCUACUGACAUACAUUGAUAUAUACAUAUGGCUGUGUUACCACAAUAAUGCUCACAACUUCAACUUCUUUCUAAUAAUAUAGUUUUGCAGUUCUGACUGUUCUGAGUAUGAUCUUAUUCAUUCAGAAAUAUAAGCAUUGCACUGUAUUCAAUGGCAAGCUAUCCUGGAUUCCAGAGCCUUCAGUUAAUAAUAAAUUGAAAUAUCGUGAAGGUUCUGGUUCAACGGGAGGAUUCUUUGAUUAAACUGUGCCAAUCACAAAACAGAAUUAGCAGUUUUAGUACAGAUUUUGGGUGUGUUAACCCAUUAAGCGCCAGCGCUCUCCCCUUGACGAGUAAAAUCGUCUGGCGUUAGACAGAGUAAAAUACUCUGGCGUUAGACAGAGUAAAAUACUAAAGUAGGGUGCAUCAGGGUGCAAUGCGACCCAAUGGGUUAACUAGACACAUGGGCAGAUAGAUCAGUUAACCCAUUAAGCGCCAGCACUCUCCCCUUGACAAGUAAAAUCGUCUGGCGUUAGACAGAGUAAAAUACUGUUCAAAGUAGGGUGCAUCAGGGUGCAAUGCGACCCAAUGGGUUAACUAGACACAUGGGCAGAUAGAUCAGUUAACCCAUUAAGCGCCAGCACUCUCCCCUUGACGAGUAAAAUCGUCUGGCGUUAGACAGAGUAAAAUACUGUUCAAAGUAGGGUGCAUCAGGGUGCAAUGCGACUCAAUGGGUUAAUAUAGUACAUAACAUAGGUCAUAGACAUACAGUUUCAAUACAAUACAAAAUGAUUUUGAACAACGUCAAGGUCAAUGAAAUCAUACAAAAUGAAUUUAUGGAAUAUCAAUUAAAUGUAUUUAAAACAAACAUAAUUUCAACAUCCCAAUAAGCAAUAACAUCCCAGUAAGUAUAAAUUCAACUAUUUUAAAUCAAUUGUUUGAAUAGCCAAAGUAAAAGUUGUACGAGUGACAAAAUCAUUCAAUAAUAUUCACAUUUUAUCAUUUAUAUUAUGUGUCAACUAUCAAAGUCGCACUGUUAAGUAUAUUAAAAUAUACUUUUCAUAAGAUUAGAUGUAAGAUAUAAUUGUACGAAGGUAACUGAGGAACGACGAUGUGUAAGACAAUAAAUCAUACAUACAGUGAAAAACGCUCUUUUUGUAGCACACCCUACAUGUACAUAUCGGCAGCAUUUUCCUUGCGAUAGUAACUCCUAGUUAUUAGAAUAUCUUGUGAUGCAGUGAAAUUUAAAUUAUAUUCAUCCAAGUUUGUCCAAAGUUGAAAGUUCGUUCUGUUCUUCUGCAGACUCUCAAGUGAAAUUCUAUAUCCGCGUGAGUAUCCCAGCAUGCCAAAUACUGAGAAGUUGUUGCCUAAAUCAAUCGUGUCUCAACUCUGUGGCUAUAGUCGCGAUUUAUGUAUUAUUGUUAUUCCACCUUUAGCGGGUAUGGUAUUCGCUUAAAACUUUUUUCACCAAAUUUAUGCCGCAUGGGAUAAUUUAUUAACCAAAGAAAAAUGUCUUUUGUGUCGCAGCCAAUCAUAUUGUUCACUAUCUUCAGACUAGGAUGACCAAUCGGAAGCUAGCGCGGAAUCCUGCAAGUACGUACACAAACUGUAUUUCUCAUGAACCGCGUAGUAUUGAAAAGGGUAAGGGUAAGCGUAGAAUCGUUCCUCCUGGCAUAAAAUUGAUCUAUACUAGCAUAUUUUCACGAUGCCUGGAUCACAAAGAUUUGAGAGAAG